This is a messenger RNA of Acanthopagrus latus (yellowfin seabream), 1236 nucleotides long. RefSeq names its product immediate early response 3 interacting protein 1 (gene ier3ip1). The transcript is spliced from 3 exons. Gene Ontology annotation, cellular component: Golgi membrane; COPII-coated ER to Golgi transport vesicle; endoplasmic reticulum membrane. The record is from RefSeq and is a predicted model, not a curated record. NCBI's taxonomy places the organism in Eukaryota, Metazoa, Chordata, Actinopteri, Spariformes, Sparidae. Gene Ontology annotation, biological process: endoplasmic reticulum to Golgi vesicle-mediated transport. The coding region runs from base 71 to 319 and encodes 82 amino acids.
CCCUUUACGGCAUCUGCAUCUCUGGGAGUGGUGACCGGAGGGAGGAGGAGACGAAGAAGAAGUUGCCAGCAUGGCGUUUACACUGUACUCUCUCAUCCAGACUGCCAUCCUCUGCACUAAUGCAAUCGCCGUGUUGCAUGAGGAGAGGUUUCUCAGCAAAAUCGGCUGGGGUGUUGAUCAGGGAGUUGGAGGUUUUGGGGACGAUCCAGGAGUCAAAGCCCAGAUCCUCAAUCUCAUCCGCUCAGUCCGGACUGUCAUGAGAGUGCCUUUAAUAAUAGUGAAUUCAGCCUGCAUUGUCCUGUUACUAGUGUUUGGCUGACAGGGGCGCACCGAGCGCCAACAUGAAGCCGGAGGACCAGAUGUGUGCCAAAGAACAACCACACACUCACACUUAGAUAUGUGUCAUUCAGAGACUCCUGCCUUUGCCAGUCAUCUGGAGGGUGAACAAGUUUCCCAGGGAGCUGGGAUGGGAAUAGAAAACCAUAACCAAAGAGAAGAAGAAUUGACCCGUCACCUGCCUGAAAAUAUGGCUGGUGUGGACACCAAAAGGAUGAAAUGGAAAUUAUCUCGGAAGAUUUUAAUGUCCCACUACAUGAUGAAGAUUCGCUCACAAUCCAAAACCUUUGAGUGUUUGUCCUCACUUUCAUGAUAUGUUACCGCCAUGAAUGGCAUUUUUCCAUGUGUUUUAUCAUGUUACAAAUGAAAAACUUCAGCAGUCCAGCUGAGCAGUAUAUAACUAUUUAUUAAGUGUUGUUACAUUGCUAUCCAGGGCCAUAUCUAUAUAUAGCUAUAUAAUUCUUUUUUUAAUUGCUUUGUUGGUGAAGAUCAGGAGCUUGAUGAUAGUGAAACAAAAUGUUCUUUUUAUGACUUCCUCCAAUUUGUAUUUUAGACCAGCAUUGUGUAUUUUCCUGGCCUGAAAUGUAAAAGGGUUUAGUGUUUUCACCAAUUUUGAACUUGAAUCCUGUUAAGUGAACGAUAUUUAAGUCUGUAUACACCCGGGACAUGAGUCUGGAUUUGUGCUAAUAGUGUGUACUGUUUACACAUCAGUAGUAAAUGCCACAAACAGAAUUGGGAAGAUAUUGAGAUUGUUUUUAUUUUGGCUUGAAAUAAACAUCUUUAGUUAUUUUCAUGAAAACUCUUUCUUUUGUUUUGCUGUAUUUACGGGUGUGGAGAGGUUUAAGAUCAGUAUGUUUUUUUUCCACCGGCCUCAUAGAUUAAAUCUACGAGUUAAAGCUU